CACACGAAAACAGACAGACAAACACACAGUUCCGAUAAAAAAAAUAAACAGGGAAAGAGAAGAAGAAGAAGAAGAGAGGAGAUAAGCAACAAUGGUUUCUUCACUUCUGUCAUUUGCUCCGGCCACCGUCAGGGUUUACGCCACAGGCGCAAAGGGAGCUUCAGGCCCCGCAAAGGAGGAGAAGAAUCCCAUCGACUUUGUUCUUGGGUUUAUGACAAAGCAAGAUCAGUUCUACGAGACUGAUCCAAUUCUUCAGAAGGUGGAGGAGAAACAAGCUUCCAGAAGCAGUGGCACUGCCAGCGGCAAAGGAGGUAGCAGAAGCAGUGGCAGUACCAGUGGCAAAGGAGCUACCAAAAGCAGUGGCACAACCAGUGGCAGAGGAAGCGUUCGCGGUGGUAAGAACUCAGCUCCAACGCCUGUUGCCCCGAAGAAGAACGAAGGUGGAUUUGGUGGCUUAGGUGGCCUCUUCAAAAAAUAAAAGAAACAUGUAUAGUAAUUUGCAUUGUUUAUGCCUCUGUUUUUAUUCUCUAUAAUUCUUCGGAUUUCAAUUAUAUAUAAGCUACUCUUUCUUCAUCUUCUUUGA
Camelina sativa (false flax) is the source of this 583-nucleotide messenger RNA. RefSeq lists its product as uncharacterized. Gene Ontology annotation, cellular component: chloroplast. Lineage: Eukaryota; Viridiplantae; Streptophyta; Magnoliopsida; Brassicales; Brassicaceae. The record is from RefSeq and is a predicted model, not a curated record.